Molecule: messenger RNA, 2817 nt
Organism: Chlorocebus sabaeus (green monkey)
Lineage: Eukaryota; Metazoa; Chordata; Mammalia; Primates; Cercopithecidae
Gene: NAXD
Product: NAD(P)HX dehydratase
Biological process (GO): metabolite repair
Molecular function (GO): ATP-dependent NAD(P)H-hydrate dehydratase activity
Source: RefSeq, a predicted model, not a curated record
AAUCCGGAAUGCUGCCCGAUGGCCCUGAGUCCUCGCUGUGGGGCAAUCCGGGCUUGCAGGCGAGGUAAGGUCGACUCCAUUUGGCCCGCGGAUGGUCACACGGGCGGGGGCCGGGGCUGCAGUCGCCGCCACGGCUGUUGUCGCGUUGGUCUCGGCCGCACUCGCGCUGUACGGGCCACCACUGGACGCAGUUUUAGAAAGAGCGUUUUCGCUACGUAAAGUACAUUCAAUAAAGGAUAUGGAAAAUACGUUGCAGCUGGUGAGAAAUAUUAUCCCUCCUCUGUCUUCUACAAAGCACAAAGGACAAGAUGGAAGAAUAGGCGUAGUGGGAGGCUGUCAGGAGUACACUGGAGCCCCAUAUUUUGCAGCAAUCUCAGCUCUCAAAGUGGGCGCAGAUUUGUCCCACGUGUUCUGUGCCAGCGCGGCUGCGCCUGUGAUUAAGGCCUACAGCCCGGAGCUGAUCGUCCACCCAGUUCUCGACAGCCCCAGUGCUGUUCAUGAGGUGGAGAAGUGGCUGCCCCGGCUGCACGCUCUUGUCGUAGGACCUGGCUUGGGUAGAGAUGAUGCGCUUCUCAGAAAUGUCCAGGGCAUUUUGGAAGCAUCAAAGGCCAGGGACAUCCCUGUCAUCAUCGACGCGGACGGCCUGUGGCUGGUCGCUCAGCAGCCAGCCCUCAUCCAAGGCUACCAGAAGGCGGUCCUCACCCCCAACCACAUGGAGUUCAGCAGACUGUAUGAUGCUGUGCUCAGAGGCCCUGUGGACAGCAAUGACCGCCAUGGAUCUGUGCUGAGACUCAGCCAGGCCCUGGGCAAUGUGACGGUGGUCCAGAAAGGAGAGCACGACAUCCUCUCCAAUGGCCAGCAGGUGCUUGUGUGCAGCCAGGAAGGCAGCAGCCGCAGGUGUGGAGGGCAAGGAGACCUCCUGUCGGGCUCCCUGGGUGUCCUGGUGCACUGGGCGCUCCUUGCUGGACCGGAGAAGACAAACGGAGGCGUGUCAGACUUGAAAUUGACAAUUUGGGGUCCCAAGAUUGACACAGGAGUCAAAACCAGAGCCCAGGUUGGCUGCGGCCCCCGGACCACGACGGCCACUUCCCCACACCUCCCGCUGUCGCCCUCUCCGCAGGUCCAGCCCUCUCCUGGUGGCUGCAUUCGGCGCCUGCUCUCUCACCAGGCAGUGCAACCACCAAGCCUUCCAGAAGCACGGUCGCUCCACCACCACCUCCGACAUGAUCGCCGAGGUGGGGGCCGCCUUCCGCAAGCUCUUUGAAACCUGAGCCCACGCAGACCAGAAGGAACUCCUUGGUAGUAACCGAGAAGACGGAAAUGAAGAAAAUCACGAGAAUGAAGAAUUCCUUAGCAGCUCAACAGAAUUUAUUUCUCCACCUGCUCCCAAAUCAGCGAAGUUUCUACUUGUUUCUCUCUCUGCCAACGCCCUUCAUUUCUCUCCUGCUUCCCUCCCCUAGUCGUUCCUCCGGCAGGGAGCCGGGCACGGGUCCCCGGGUGUCUCCGAGUCCUGACUGCACUGACUGCGUUUCCUCUGACUGGCCCAUCAGAGGGCUCUUCCUUCUGCAGCUCGUCGUCUUUUCAAGUGGUGAUGAGCUUGGUGGUGUCCGGCUGCUGGUAUUUGGUUGGCUUAUUGACAUACUCCAGGGUAAUCAGUGAUCACUUUGUUUGGAAACCGUUUUGGAGGCACCAUGGGAACAGAAGGAAACCUGAGUGACGCUGACCCUUGAGUGGGUGGGCGGGGAGCUUAGACGCCUCCUCUCCCACGCUCUCCAGUGUCCAUGUCUGCACAGAGGUCCCCAUGACACCCACCAGCCCCAGCAGAGCAGACUUGACCGGGGACGGGCACCAUGGAGGGCUGCAGCCUGGAAUCUGACGUGGCCGCUAGUGCUGUCUCAGGAGAAGGCUCUGGGGGACUUGGGGCAUGCUGGGCCUGGUGCAGCGAUGGCACUAAGGAGACCUGGGGAAAGACAGUGUCGUGGUCAUGUGUGCUUAGGAAGCAGCGCGGCUGUGUCCUCAGGGAUGUUCGCGUCCAGUAAAGACACUAGUAACUGCACUUCAGCUAAUACGCUUCAUGGCAGUGUUGCCCUCGGGUUAGCUUCUGUUGUCUGUAUGGUGGUUUUCCUGGAGCGGCCUGACAGUGACAUGUUCUCUGGUCCUAUGUCUUAGUGGGGCUUGGUACCGUUUUGUGCCUGACGCGUGCACUAGGGUGUUCUCUUCUACUUUCUGGGACGCCCUUUCCACUGCAAGGGCAAACCCUCCUGGUUCCCGUCAGAGUCUUUUUGGCCUGAUGAUGACUCUUGAGUGAUACCCUGCCGUGUAGACACGCCCCAGAUGGAUUCUACUUUCUUUAAAACUAGGAACUUUGAAGAUUAAAAAAUAGAUUGUCACUACUAAUUCGACACCUAACUUCAGAAGCUUCAUGUCCAAUGUGAACUUUUCCAGAAAAACCAUGCCAUGGACAUUUUUCCUUUGGGGAAUUAACAUCCAGAUUCUGGUAACUAUUAAAAGACAGAUCUGGUUAAUUUAAAUGGAGCGUUGUAUUUUUUUCCUUAAACAGCUGAAGCUCCCCUUUCAACUUUCUUAGGUGAGGAUAUGGUGAGCUACCAGGGAGAUAAAAGUAUACAAGCCUGUCUGUGUGAGACUGCCCUCACCGCCAGCGCCUCUCCCCCAUGAUGGCUGCGAUAAAGCGCCUUGAAGGAUAAGCCCAGGGCAGCCCGUUCUUUCCUUAGGAAGUACGAUUCAGCAGUCACAGGAAUUAUUUGUAUGGUUUUUAUGACUAAAUUUUUGUUCUAAGUAAAACAUCCCUUUACUUAA